UAUAUCUUGGGGUUGCAAAUUAUAAUUUCAUGGGGAAGAAGACGCCAGCAAUGAUCUAUGCAGUGUGCUCACUGACCAAACUACCAAUCAGCCCCAUGUCGGCUUCUUUGCUUUAUCUUCCGAACCCCUCUGUUUACCACUCACUUGCUGAGCCACGAGUGGCACACGACCAUCCUGAUGCUCUGCAAUUCUGCAUCACUCUCACUCACAGUUGCCUAGCUCGCAGCGGCCACCUCACCAUCGCAAUGGACAAAUAAAUAUUCUCGGCUCUUGUCUUCUCCUGCUCGCCCCUGAUCUUUGUCCACCAUUAUCUACAGCCUUUAGCUUCAUCAACUUUUCAAGAAUCCAAACUCAAAUCCAAGUCUGUGAAGACAACCAUGGAAGCAGUGAUGGGAAGGAUUCAUCUUGUAGUGCUGUGCAUGGCUGCGGCGGCGCUGGUGGAUUCUUUGGGCGCAGCCGCCGGCGAGGCAGCGCCGGCGCCGGCGCAGGAGCUGCGGCGAGGCUUCUCGGCCGCCCACGACCCGUCCUACUCGCAGUUCCAGCCGGUGCUCUCCGACCCCACGGGUGCCUUCGCGCUCGGCUUCCUCCGCGUCAACUCCACCAUGCUGGACCUCGCCGUUCUCCAUCUCCCGUCCUCCUUCCCGCUCUGGCGCGCCAUCCCCGACCGCCCGGCGCCCUGGUCCACUGCCGCCUACCUCUCCUUCGACGGCGGCCUUUUUCUCACCGACCGCGCAGCCAACAAAGUGAUCUGGUCCUCCGCCGCCGCCUCUGCCGCGGCCGGCGACCGCGCCGUCCUCCUCAACACGUCCAACCUGCAAAUCCAAAGCUCUGGUCGCAGUUCACCCGGUGUUGUGUGGCAAAGCUUCGACUACCCGUCUGAGACCAUCGUGCAGGGUCAGAACUUCACCUCCGCGGCGGCGCUCUACACCUUCGACCGGCGCUUUGCCAUGCGGCUGGGGAGCAACUACUUCGCGUUGUACAUCGAGCCGUCGUCGGGCCGCGUCGCCGCUGCCAUGUACUGGAAGCAUACGGCGCUGGAGGCCAAGGCCCAGAUCGUGCCCGGCGGCGGCCCGACCUACGCGCGCAUUGAGCCCGACGGCUUCCUCGCCAUGUACCAGAAGGAGGGGCCUCCAGCCGACGUGCUCUCCUUCGACACCUUUAACCGCGGCGUCCGCGCCCUCCGCCGCAUGACCCUCGAGCCCGACGGCAACCUCCGCGCCUACUACUGGGACGGCGCCCGGUGGGCCCUCGACUACAUUGCAAUCACCGAGCCAUGCGAGCUGCCCACCACUUGCGGCGCCUACAGCAUCUGCGUGCCGCCCGGCGGCCGGUGCGCGUGCAUGGCCAACGCGACCGACGGCUCGGGCUGCGCCGCCGCUACCGCCACCUCCGUCGGGGGCGGCCUGUGCGGCACCACGGGCGGAGAGCUUGGCGGGCUGUACUGGGCGGUGCGGAGGCAGGGCGUGGAGCCGGUGAACAAGGAGCUGCUGGGGUUCGAGCGCGCGGCAUCGGCGGUGGACUGCGAGGCGCGGUGCGAGCACAACUGCAGCUGCUGGGGCGCGGUGUACAGCAACGGGACGGGAUACUGCUACCUCAUGGACUACCCGGCGCAGCUGCUAGUCGAGGGAGACGAGAGGAAGAUGGGCUACUUCAAGGUCAGGAAUCUGGCGGAGGAGGAAUCUAAGCGCGGGCGCAGCGGCAGCUGGGCGAGCGGGGCCAAGGCGGCGCUGCUGGCCGUCGGCAUCACGGCAGUGGUCGCCACGGUUGCGUUCGGGGCGUACAGGGUGUGGGAUAGGAGGCAGCGUCGCGCCGCGGAUGCGAGGCGGCAGCUGGGAGCCGCCGAUGACGGCCUCUCGCCGGGGCCGUACAAGAACCUGGGGUCCUUCAGCUCCGUCGAGCUCACCAACUCCUUCCGGAGGUAGCAAAAGUCUGAGGCGACGAGAUGUGGAGUACUCCAAUAGAUUGGUGAGGUCGCCGGGAUUUCUCCGCCUUCACGCGCUGAUCGGAGAACGCAGGGCCCGACGCACCGGCACCGCGUGAAAGGCGGCGGCGGCCGCUGGUCGGACAAGACAGGACCAACCCGUGUCGAUUUUGCGGAAUUGAAGAGACCUUCAAUUUUGGUCAUGGGCUUAUUUUGAUAGGAUUGGGGCCAUUCUCUUUUUUAAGCCCUGGAGUAACGCCCAACUGUUUGCCAUGUUCGGCCUUGUGCGGACAGCCAAUCUAAAUACAUAAUAUCUUCCUCCCAAAACAUAAUGCGUCUUACAUUUUUUCUA
Molecule: messenger RNA, 2273 nt
Organism: Phragmites australis (common reed)
Lineage: Eukaryota; Viridiplantae; Streptophyta; Magnoliopsida; Poales; Poaceae
Product: PAN domain-containing protein At5g03700-like
Exons: 1
Coding region: 378-1922 (514 amino acids)
Biological process (GO): recognition of pollen
Source: RefSeq, a predicted model, not a curated record